AUGUAUAUAACACGUGCUUUCAGAAAGGUUGACUUUAUACUUCAAGUCGAGAUAGAAAAUGACGAACAGUCUUUAAGCGCCCAAAACAUUCACAUAUACAAAUACUUUAAAGACGAUACAACAUUGUUGCAAUGUAUGAUUUCAUUUAAUGAAAUGUUCGAGAAAAAGUUUAACAUUGAAGUACAAACUUUACAGCCUUUACGUGAGUUUCUUGCACAACUGAAAGAAGAAGGUAGUCAGCCACAACUUAUAGACUUUCAUUAUGAAUUUAAUGAAAAUGAAGAUGGAACUCAUGACUGUCAAUUCAUUGUAUUCUCACCAUUCAAUGAAGUCGCUAAAGAGAAAGAAAAUCCAUUACGUAUAAGAUUUCAAAUCUCUGAACCAAAUGAUGACUUCAAGAAUGUUUUCAAUUAUGAUGCAAUGCUUCCGAGGAAAAAUGA
Messenger RNA from Trichomonas vaginalis G3, 440 nucleotides. RefSeq lists its product as uncharacterized. The record is from RefSeq and is a predicted model, not a curated record. NCBI's taxonomy places the organism in Eukaryota, Parabasalia, Trichomonadida, Trichomonadidae. The annotation marks the transcript as partial. The transcript has a single exon.